This is a messenger RNA of Oldenlandia corymbosa var. corymbosa, 1819 nucleotides long. Lineage: Eukaryota; Viridiplantae; Streptophyta; Magnoliopsida; Gentianales; Rubiaceae. The record is from the annotation of a GenBank genome assembly.
UGGGAAACCAGUAUAACAUUAAUCUCAUCUCCUUUAGUAACCUCCAAGCCAAACUUUCCACACACACACAAAAAAAAAACAAAAAACAAAAAAAUGGUGAUUUUGAAGGCCACCUCUCACAUUGUGAAGCCAGCAGAACCGACCCUAGAAGAAGUCAUGUAUUUAUCAGACUGUGAUCAAAUCAAGCCCUUAACCCAUGCCCCAACCAUCUAUUUUUACAAACCAUCUUCUUCCUACAAAUCCCUCCAAGAAAUUGUUCAGAUUCUGAAAGAUUCCCUCAGCAAAGCCCUGGUGAAAUUCUACCCUCUUGCGGGGCGGUUACACUGGACCGAUGGUGGCCGGGUCGAGCUCCAUUGUAACUCCAUGGGAGCUUUGCUGAUUGAGGCUGAAUCCGACCUCACGAUCAAUGAUUUCGGGGACUUCUGUCCGUCCCCGGAAAUCCGAUCGCUUAUCCCGUCGGUGGAUUACAGCGUAACUCCAAUCCAAGAAGCGCCAUUGCUUGUCGCACAAAUCACAAAGUUGAAAUGUGGCGGUAUUUGUUUUGGAGCCGGGUUGUCACACAUUGUGGUAGACGGACAAAGCGCGGUUCAUUUCGUGUCCGAAUGGGCGAAAAUCGCCCGCGGUUCUGCCCCGUUGGUCGAUGAUCAUCCUUUUUUGGAUCGGAGGGUUUUACAACAGAAUGAUACUUUAAAGCAUGAUCUGAAAAAAUAUGAUGAUUUCUUUCCUUCGCCACUUCUUUUAGGACAGUCUGAUAACCUAGAGGAACGGAAAAAGAAGACAAAACCAAUGGUAUUGAAACUUAACAAAGAGCAAAUUGAGUCCCUCAGGAGUAAAGCUACAUUAGGCCUCCUCAGCGAAGGGCUUAUGGAACCAAGGAAUAACCCGGUCGGCCGACCACAAGUCAGCCGGUUCGAGGUGGUAUGUGCACAUAUAUGGAAGUGUAUAUCACUGGCCCGAGGGCUACAACCUGAACAAGAAACCGUGUUGUUCGUGUCGGUGGAUUUUCGUAACCGCAUUAGCCCGCCAUUGCCCGCGAGGUACUUCGGAAAUGCUGUCUUGGCUUUGCCUGUUUCAUCCACUGUGGAUGAACUUUUAUCCAAUCCAGCGAGCUAUACUGCAAGGAAGAUCAGGACAGUGGUCGACAGCGUUACCGAUGAGUACGUGAAAUCGUACCUUGGUUGUAUCAAGAGCAUCCCGAAUAUUGCGAACAAGAGGCAUUUUCAUACGGUUGGUUGUGCACAAGGGUCGUUUUUGGGGAACCCUAAUUUGAUCAUCACGAGUUGGGCCGGGUUGUUGCCGUUGUUAUAUGGAGCUAACUUUGGUUGGGGAGAUGAAUUUUACAUGGGACCUGGAUCAUUAGGUUAUGAUGGAAGGGUUUUCUUGAUUCCCAGCCAUAAUGGAGAUGGAUCCUUCAUCAUUCCAUUGCGCCUUCAAGUGGAGCAUGCCGAUGCUUUUGAAAAGUAUUUCUAUGAAAAUAUUUAGGCACUUAAUAUCCCCUCUCGCUCAAAUCAUCAUAAAAAUUCAGAAGGCAGGGCUUUGUUAAGCAAACACUCUUUUUCCAUACAAUAAAGAGUCCAAUGCCUAGUUUUUUUGUUACAAUAAAAGAGGCAAAACCUAAUUACACGUUUUUAUGGUAAGAAAUCUCUAUAAUAUCAUGUUCCAUUCACCGAACAAUUGGUGGAUCUUGUAGCAAAAGCAAACCACCAUGUUCCUGAGCCCAAUGCCUUGGGACAUUAAACAAAAAUCGUACGGAAUUAUAUAUAAAACUCUAAUCACAUCAUGUUCCAAUCAUGGCUUAAUAGCCGGCAGUAGAUCAUUC